Molecule: messenger RNA, 1110 nt
Organism: Entamoeba dispar SAW760
Lineage: Eukaryota; Evosea; Mastigamoebida; Endamoebidae
Exons: 3
Coding region: 1-1110 (369 amino acids)
Molecular function (GO): ubiquitin binding; phosphatidylinositol binding
Source: RefSeq, a predicted model, not a curated record
AUGGUUAACAAAUCAGUACCACUAAGUCAAUUAAUUGGAGAAGCAGUUAGUGAUUUAAAUCCAACACCUGCAAUUUCUCGUUUUGAAGUAAUUUCUAAUAUUAUUAAAAAAAUUGAAAGAGCAGGAACUUCUUUGAGACUUCAAACAAUAACUAAAAUGAAGUAUUAUCUAAAAAAGCAAAUAAGUGAAAAAGAGAUGUAUUAUACAUUUUGCCUUAUUGAUUAUGUGUUAUGUAAUUCACCUUCAUUUAGAAGACAAGUUACUGAUAUUGAUUUUAUCGCAUAUGUUGAAGUGAUAGGUGAAUUUAAAAAUGCAAAAAUUGGAAAUAAAAAUUUAAAUUCAGUUUCAAGGAAAUGUAGGGAGUUAGUUCAAGAAUGGAAAUUUAAAUUUCCUAAUGAACUUGAAGAAUAUGCUUUUCUUUAUAACAAAUAUAAACAACGUGGAGUGUUUUUCCCUGAACUUAAAAAAGAAGAGAGUUUAUCAAUCAAAACAGAAGAAAUUCCAAAGAAAUGGAUGGAGCUUAUUCAAAAAUGUAAAAAAACUGAGAAACAAAUUAGAGUUACUGUUCAUAAAGCAACAGAAGUUGAUGAAUUGAUUGAGUUAUAUAAAGAAGGAACUAAUUUAAAUUGUGAGUUAAUGGAAAUUCAAUUAAGGCUUUUUGAUAAAAAAAAUCAAUUUGACUCUUUUGAGUUAGAUAGACUUAAUGCAUUUAUUAAUUCUUAUCAACACUGUCUUCAAUUAUUAGCAAAUCAAAUUAAUAUGAAUCAAACACUUAAACUUGAUACUGUUGUAAAUCCAAUUGAUAGUUGUACUCCUCUCAUAGUCCCUACAAUGGAAGAUCCUAAAGAAGCAAUUGCAGAUAAAAGAAUAGGUAUUAUCACUCCAAGGUCCUUUAAAAAACCUACAUUGAGUAAACCUCCUGAGUGUAAAGGUCUUCCAAUUUGUCAGCCUAUUCAUCGUACUAUUUCUUUAUAUUCUGAUGAGUUUGAAAAACAAACAGGAAUUUCAGCAGAUCCAUUUUAUACUACUGACAGUUUAAGAAAUGGUAACGAAGAUGACUCCCAACAAUCACAAUAUACUGAUUAUCAAACUGAUAUCACUGGGUUAUGA